This is a messenger RNA of Acipenser ruthenus (sterlet), 1319 nucleotides long. Its product is annotated as homeobox protein Hox-B10a-like. The transcript has 2 exons. Gene Ontology annotation, biological process: regulation of transcription by RNA polymerase II. The record is from RefSeq and is a predicted model, not a curated record. Gene Ontology annotation, cellular component: nucleus. Gene Ontology annotation, molecular function: RNA polymerase II cis-regulatory region sequence-specific DNA binding; DNA-binding transcription factor activity, RNA polymerase II-specific. Bases 18 to 1082 code for a protein of 354 amino acids. Lineage: Eukaryota; Metazoa; Chordata; Actinopteri; Acipenseriformes; Acipenseridae.
CGAAAUAUGUCCCAGAAAUGUCAUGCUCCGAGAGAUCCGUGUCCACCUCGUUUUCGGUUAACUCUUUAAUAAGUGGAGGUGCUGAGGAGACACACUGCACGCCCCGUCAACCUGCGGUCUUUGUCCACGACUACCGAGUCCAACAUUAUUGGGGAUCCGUGCCAAGUCCAACCAAACCGGGGGAGAUGAAUGAUCCCCACCAGCACCUGCACCAGCGCCUCCACCAGCAGCAGCAGCAGCAGCACGGCUUUGGCUUGCCUGAGCACCAUUUCCUCCCGAGGAUGGUGAACUGGGUAGAGCACUCCCAAGCCAGCCGCGGACAGCAGCUCCGUCCUUGCCCCUACACCACGUCCAACGGAAAAGACGAGUCCUAUUUCUUUUUUGACACAGACAAACACUCAAAACCCUUGCCAGACGUUUCCGCUUUUACGAGGCUGAUGUCAGAGAUGGGCUCCCUGAGCAACGCCAGCGGAAACCUCCAAAGCUGCUUCCGUCCAGACCAGUCCUACACCGCUGUCAAACCCGUCGAAUACACCCAGCACCACAUACCUCCCGCUGCCCACUCGCUCUCGUCAAACUCAGACUCGGCCACUCAGCUGUUCAAUUUAAGCUACCCAGCGCUACAGCCGCCCUGCACAGAGUCGGAUAAAAGGGAGAGCGAUGACCUGUCUGUGUGCGACUCUGUCUAUCUACCUCAGAAGAGCAAUAACACCAUGAAGAAGGAGGGACGCGAAACGGUUUUACUGCAAGAGAAGCCCCCUCCAGAGUUUCCUGAAGACGAUAAAACUAUUGGCCAGGAUACGCAAGGGCACGCAGGGGUUGAAAAUGCACCAGGCAGUUGGCUGACCGCAAAGGCUGGAAGGAAAAAGAGAAGUCCGUACAGCAAACACCAGACCCUGGAGCUGGAGAAGGAGUUCCUGUUCAACAUGUACCUGACUCGAGAGCGCCGCCUGGAGAUCAGCCGCGGCGUAGACCUCACAGACAGGCAGGUCAAAAUCUGGUUCCAGAACCGCAGGAUGAAACUGAAAAAGAUGAGCCGGGAGCACAGGGUCCGAGAUCUGACCGCUCACUUCCCCAUAUGAGUGCAAAGGAAUCUCAAACACGGAAAGAAGCGAACAUGCAAACACUUUAAAUAUAAAUACAGACCUGGGUGUUGGCCAUUCGCAGACUUUCUAAACAAUAAAACAAAUCUAAACACGUGGUUCAAAAAUAAGGGUUCUGUUGUGCAAGCUGUAUAAACCGAACUGAAAAUAAGAUUUGCAUGAAAAUAUGAUUACUGCUCAAGUCCAACAAAGUUCUCGUUUUGUCGUAUAAUUUGA